Ictalurus punctatus (channel catfish) is the source of this 1848-nucleotide messenger RNA. RefSeq names its product cyclin B3 (gene ccnb3). Bases 193 to 1491 code for a protein of 432 amino acids. Gene Ontology annotation, biological process: mitotic cell cycle phase transition; regulation of cyclin-dependent protein serine/threonine kinase activity. NCBI's taxonomy places the organism in Eukaryota, Metazoa, Chordata, Actinopteri, Siluriformes, Ictaluridae. Gene Ontology annotation, molecular function: cyclin-dependent protein serine/threonine kinase regulator activity. Gene Ontology annotation, cellular component: cytoplasm; cyclin-dependent protein kinase holoenzyme complex; nucleus. The record is from RefSeq and is a predicted model, not a curated record. The transcript has 13 exons.
GUCCAAUCACAGCGUGUGUGCAGAUUUUAGACGCACGCUGGUAAAAGUGCAGCAUUUCAAAAGCGCUCUGGGAUAAAAACCAAAACAAAACAAAAAUAGUCCGCCGAAAGCUGUUUGUUUGGAUUUAUGUUGAAACUUACUGGGAGUUUUUAAAUUCGCUGGACGAAGUAUCAAGCCCAAGUGGAAAACAAGAUGCCUUUUUCAAGAGGAAAGAAGCCGACGGUCUGCAAAAUCCCAAAGCUCCAGUUUAAAAGCUCAGAGAAUGUGGAGGAUGGCCCUCAUGUCAAGCGAUCAUCCUCUCCUGCUCAAGGGGCUCCCAGGAAGAGAACUGCGUUUAUUGAUAUCACUAAUGCUGUGUCUCAGUGUUUUGUGAAGCUUCAGUUCGAUGCUGCUGCUGCUGCUGCUGAUGAUGAUGAUGAUGAUGUCAGGCGAGCUCACAAAGUUGAGUUUAGCAAUCCAAUAAAAAAGAAAGAUCCAACCAAGAAGGUGCAAAAGAAGACCUCUGUGACCACCAAGAACGAUGCCAACCUAAAAAUGUCGGCCUCGGUCACUUCUGAAAGUCCGCAUGAGGAACAGGAGAAGGACGAAUCCCCAGUAGAGAAACUGGAGGAGCCCCUGCCCAAAGCUCCCCUUCCUGCACACCUUCUGCCUCCACAGAUACCCCCAGAGUUUGACAUCGACUCGGAUGCUUCGAAUGACCACACACAGACACCAGAAUAUGCCAAAGACAUUUUUGAUUACCUGAAGAAAAGAGAGGAGAAAUUUGUGUUGCGUGACUACAUGGACGAUCAGCCGAGCCUGAACCCGAGCAUGAGGGCAAUUUUAGUGGACUGGCUAGUCGAGGUCCAGGAGAACUUUGAAUUGAAUCAUGAGACUCUGUACCUGGCCGUGAAGAUGACUGAUCAUUAUUUGGCUGUGGCUCAGGCCAGCAGGGAAUCACUCCAGCUCAUCGGCUCCACAGCCAUGCUGCUAGCCUGCAAGUUUGAGGAGAGGCUCCCACCUUGUGUUGAUGACUUCCUGUAUAUAUGUGAUGAUGCGUACAAACGCUCUCAGUUCAUCUCCAUGGAAGAGAGAAUCCUACAGGCGCUGAACUUCGAACUCAAUAUUCCUGUUCCUUAUCGAUUCUUACGAAGAUAUGCCAAGUGUGUGAAUGCCGGUAUGGACACUCUGACGCUGGCCCGGUUUGUGUGUGAGCUCAGUCUGCUGGAGAUGCAGUUUGUCCCUGUACAAGCGUCUCUGCUGGCCUCCGCUUGUCUACUCGUCGCCCUGGUAACCAAGGACCUGGGGGGAUGGACGCCAUCUCUGCAGUUCCACUCGGGCUACAGCGUGGAGGAUCUGGCGCCUGUGGCUCGAAAGCUCCAGCACAUGCUGAACAGUCCGUCCGACAGCAAGCUUGCCACCGUCCACAGCAAAUACUCUCACAAGGUUUUCUUUGAAGUUGCUCUGAUGCCUACCGUGAGCUCGGAGACGCUUGAGAGGUUUCUGAAGUGAGCUUGAAGAGAUCAUUUGUAAUCAAAAAACCAUGUAAAUAUUUGUACUUAAUGUUAUAUAUCUGCUCGUGUGUAAGGCAUGCGGUUAUGCAGGAAGCAUGUUUGUUUAUGUUAGGAAGUUUUCUUAGUGCAGUUUUAAAUCGCUGUAAACAGUAGACAACCCAGUGUAAUAACACACGAAUAUGUUGUUAAAAUUGUUAAACUGUAUUUUAUUGAUAAUAUUUCUAGGUUGUUGAUCAGUGUUUUAAAAGAAGUGUUCAAGUGCUGUUCUUAAAAUGUGUGUUUUAUGUAUUUGAACCAUGUUAUUAAACCAUGUAUAUGUAUUUCUGUAAAUAUAUUUUUUUCAGUAUUAUAACAA